Messenger RNA from Mytilinidion resinicola, 1320 nucleotides. RefSeq lists its product as uncharacterized. The transcript has a single exon. The record is from RefSeq and is a predicted model, not a curated record. Bases 96 to 1223 code for a protein of 375 amino acids. Lineage: Eukaryota; Fungi; Ascomycota; Dothideomycetes; Mytilinidiales; Mytilinidiaceae.
GAAAAGUUUGAAAAUGUGAUUCACCUCGACAGUUUCUUCUCUCUCACACUCACCACACUUGCGCUCACACACUCGACACAACCACGACUGCUUGAAUGCGCUUUGAUACCUUGACGAGAGAGACCUUGACUACUCUACGCUCUCGAUUCAGCGACACCGCCAACAUGCGUCGCUCCCGACUGACCUCAUGGCUCGAGAACAUGAAGACGGCAACGAAGUCGAUGGCACAGUCGAUAGACAAGACGGGCAGAGACGAGACCUUUGCUGCAGUCGAAGAACACGCACACUCCAUUCACCAUGACUCGACUCUCGAUACCGACGACGUCUUGACCCGCAAAGACACCCACAACCUGUUCGACAAGCACUUCUCCUUCCGCCGCCGCCGCCGCCUCUCUCCCAUCUUUCCCUCCAGCACCUCCAAGCGCUCCAGCGUAGUAUCGCAAGACCCCUCACCCUCUCAACCCGCAACCACAAAUCCGUCCACCAGCGACGCCGAGUCGACGACCACGACGCCCCGCACAAGCAUCAGCACCGCACCACGCCGCCCCAGCUUCCCCUGCGUCUGCCGCAUGCCGACCUGCCCACUGUGCCAAGCCGACUCCGACACCGACUCCAGCGCGACCAAAAGCCCCGGCAGCGUCAAGGCCGGCCGACGCGCAGCCCAGCUCGCACAGCUCAAGGCCUGCGCCCUCAACGACCCGGACGCUUUCCACAUCUCCAUCACCAAGACGGCGACCGGCUUCUCCGUGGCGCGCGACUACACCAAAGACGUCGAGCGCGAGCAAGCGCGGCGAGACCUGACCCCACGGACCGCCAAGUUCUACGAGUCGAUCCAGAAAGUGCGAUGCUCGUCUUGGCCGCAGACCGAGCACGAGGCGCCAGCGAGGUUCCAGAAUGUCGACUACAAGGCGGCAAAGGUGAAGGCGCGCGAGAGGUCGCUCUCGCAGAAGGCGAGGUGGCGGAGGGAGAGCGAGCUCACGUGGUACCUGGCUGAUAUGGAUGAGUAUGAUGAGGGUGUGGCGCCGGAGCAUGUGAUCUCUGUACCGAAGAGACAGGGGAGAGCGGUGUCGGUGGAAGAGAUGCUGGCAGCGGAGAAGGAACUUGGAUAUGACGAGUUUGGUAAGCCUGCGGAUGAGGCGAAGGUGGAGAAGAAGACGGCGUACGAGUACGAUAUCUUCAAGGACGAGAAGGAGCGGGGGUUCCUUGGUGAUGAGCCUCUUUAGGCGCGGAUGAAUGUCGCGUUGGGAUAUGAUUGCGAGGACGAAGGUUUUUAUGGAUUAAUGAAUGCACGACGAUACCCGUGGAUACGGCUUUUAGCUU